Molecule: messenger RNA, 1362 nt
Organism: Orbilia oligospora ATCC 24927
Lineage: Eukaryota; Fungi; Ascomycota; Orbiliomycetes; Orbiliales; Orbiliaceae
Exons: 4
Coding region: 1-1362 (453 amino acids)
Biological process (GO): regulation of peptide transport
Cellular component (GO): membrane
Source: RefSeq, a predicted model, not a curated record
AUGGGCCGCUACGAAGAAGACGAAGAAAGCGCCGGCAUGGAUGAGCGAGAACGACUAGUCCGGGACGAUCGAUCGGUUGCUUCUGGCGAAGUCGUAGUCGAGGGUCCACGACGGUACUUCGGUGGACUCUCUAGGCGGGCGUUUGGGAUUGCGUUAUUGUUGCUGGUGGUUACGUUAUGGGUCACCUCGAACUUUUUGGUUAGCCAUAUCUUUACAGACGACGCAUACGUUAAGCCAUACCUAGUGGUAUACCUUAGUACGUCGUCGUUUACGGUUUAUUUGAUUCCGUGGGGUCUCAAGGAGUUAUAUAGAAACCCCAAUGUGCGGAGAUGGUUGAGACUUAUGCCUCUAAGGGGUGGGAAGUCAAGGCUGGAUACGAGGUAUACGAGGUUGGAUGAUGAUGAAUACGACGACGAAGACGAAAUAGACGACGGCCCGGGUGAUGAUAAGUUGAGCACCAGGGAAACGAUGCGGUUGAGUGCUCAAUUCUGCCUGCUUUGGUUUGUGGCGAAUUGGUUCGCUGGCGCAUGUCUGGAAUAUACCAGCGUCGCGUCUACUACCAUUCUCUCUGCCACCUCUUCAAUCUUCACCUUAAUUUUUGGUGCUUUAUACCAGGUCGAACGGUUCUCAUGGGCCAAACUCGCUUCUAUCAUUGUUUCCCUGAGUGGCGUUGUCUUAAUCUCCAAGGCAGAUGCUUCAAAAGGUGAUGGAGCUUCUACGCCUGAAACCCCAAGUAAUACAACAAAGUCUCAUAGUGCUGCUCAAACUUUACUCGGGGACGGCAUGGCACUAUUUGGAGCCCUGGUCUACGGAUUGUACACCGUCCUACUCAAGGUCAGAAUUGGCCAUGAGAGCAGAGUCAGCAUGCAACUCUUCUUUGGGUUCGUGGGAUUGUUUAAUUUCAUAUGUCUCUGGCCUGGACUCGUAAUCUUACACUUUACCGGCUACGAGAAAUUCGAGCUUCCUCCAACGAACGGUGUCUAUUGGAUUCUCUUUAUCAACUGCUGCAUCACUGUCGUCUCAGACUUCUGCUGGGUCUUUGCGAUGAUGUAUACGACCCCUGUAAUCGUUACAGUCGGGUUAAGCUUGAGUAUCCCCAUGGCACUAUUCGGUGAUGUUCUCAUCUCCAGUUUGAAAUUGUCAUGGUCCUAUUGGAUCGGUGCCGGUCUUGUGUUCGGUGCAUUCUUUGUGGUCAACAAUAGCGUGAAGGAUGAUGAGUUGUUAGAGGUUUCGGGUGUCGCGGCGGCAGCGGGAGCAGGCUCAGCGGCUGUUAUGGAUCCCGAAGAGAGUGACGAGGAUCGACGACGGAGCAGGGUAUUCGAGAGGGAGGCAACUGUCUAUGGUGGAGGACGCAUUUUUUAA